AUGUCUACCGAACAAGAUUUUCAAGACAAGCUCAAAGCAUGCUGCAAAAUGUGUGUCGUGUACCUCGAGGACUUGAAAAAGGACCGAGAAGUUGACAUGUCAGAUUUCAACACAGUGUCAUUUCAAGAGACAAUGGCUAAUCUCGGAAAGAUUCUCUCACACAAUGCCACAAAAUUUACUUUAUCCUGCAAGCCUCCUCGUCAACCCAAAGAUUCGAUCCACAUGAUCAGCGAAGUGAGCAAUACAGUGUAUCGUAUUGUUGGAUUCUACAACACUGUGCCCAACCGCAGCGGUAAAAUGUACAAGGCAGCUUAUCGAUCCAUCACUCGCGACUUGUUACAUGGUAUCAUCAGUCUGUGCACCAGCUUCAUGUCUGAGGAGAACAAAAAGGAACAUCAAAUGUCGUACAUGGUACCUACUGCUGCUCUCUGGGAAUCUUGCAGCGACAUGAAGAAACUGCCUAAAACCAACAAGGAGGCUGUUUUGGCUGCAUGGGCUCAUUUGCAGGCUACAUUGAAAGAUGCCAAAUCUGAGGUGCAUGAAAUCACAUCUGGACAAGACAAAUCCGAGGGCUUUGACGACAACGAAGAAGAGGAUGAGGAGACUGAACUCAGUGAAGAGGAAAUGGAGAUUGCCAAGCAAUGCGCUAAAUUAGUCGAUAUGGCUGUUUUUGUGAUGCAAAAGAUUGAGCGUCGCUGUAUCCGUGAGGCUGAACAACCCUCAACACAAUGGCUGGACGACAUGUACGACAGUGCUCAGACAUUGGUGGAUGAAACCGACAUGCUGGUCUCUCAGAUUUACGACGAGGAUGCAGUGACCAUGCGAGAAGCUGUUUCCAAGUACAUUCAACAAUCCAAGGCAGUAGUCCAGCUUGCCAAACAGCAGGCAGAUGAAGAACAUGCUGCAUGGUUUGCUAUGUGCGAGAAUAAAUACGAUGCCAUGUAA
Molecule: messenger RNA, 945 nt
Organism: Mucor velutinosus
Lineage: Eukaryota; Fungi; Mucoromycota; Mucoromycetes; Mucorales; Mucoraceae
Exons: 3
Coding region: 1-945 (314 amino acids)
Biological process (GO): regulation of cell cycle
Cellular component (GO): nucleus
Source: RefSeq, a predicted model, not a curated record